AUGGCGUCUGAUCCUAUCCCUCCACCCUCCAAUUUUCAGCCACAAAGCCCGCUGUUCUAUGUCAUACCUGGCGAGAUCCGUAACGAGAUCUUCCAAUUGGCGCUCAUGCAGGAUGAAGACAGCGCAGCAGCGUAUCCGGAAGACUCGUACUGGUACCGGCCAGGUUUCUCAGGUCCGCUCAAGGGCAGCAGUGCGCUUUUGCGCACGUGCAAGCUCGCGUACGCGGAGGGACAGAAAGUGUUCCUCAGAGAGCUGGAAUGGGCUUUUUGGUUUAAUCGGGGACCUGAUGGCCGUACAUGCACUCCAGCGUGCGAAAAGUUCUUCCGCAACCUAACUCCACAAGCCGUGCAGUCACUCCAGAAAGUUCGUCUUUUCACGCAGAUGUUCUGGCUCGAAGAAGGCGAUCAACUAUUCUACAUCCUCAGCAUACCUCAAUUCCGACCAACCCAGCUUACUAUUACCAUACGAUACUCUGACUGGUGGUUCUGGGAAAGCAAUUCGCCACUGAGUAUGGAAGAAAAGUGGCUACGCUACUUCGAAGGGAACCCCGGCUUGCGCGUACUGAGGGUUGAGUACGAGACGCUCAGUUGGAAGAAAGCGGAGAUGAUGCGCAUCAUCGAUCGAAACAAGAAAUGGAAACUACCUGUACGAAGGGAAGGCGGCAACUUCCAGAAGAAUGAGCUCGAGGGAUAUCUGAGCGCUGAGAACACUGAACUGAAGGAAUGGACUUGGAAGGGCCCAAGCAAGCUGGGUGGACAAGAUUGGAUUCACCACGGCACCGAAGAUAAGGUCGAAUACGUCGUCGUCACAGAUACCUGGAAGUUCGUGGAAGGCAAACUCACCGAGAAAGAGAUGGAGGGCCGAUUGACCACUAUGAUGCGAGCACCUGAGUUGACGCGGGCCGAGCCCACCUCGACCGAAACGACUUCGACGCCUACGAGACCGCGGAGGAUGAUAGAGAGGGAGUCGCAAAUCACGAAACUUGAAUCCGCUGUCUUAUAUCCCCGGCUAGUUCUUUUGGAAGCUCUUACUGGCUUCAUGAAUAAACCAAAGCAACGAGCAAAAUCCGGUCUUGCGAUGUGUGAGGCUCGACGAGAUUUCCUGGAUUCCUUCGCUUAUCUUUGCGACGUGGAGAAAGGCGGCAAAACGGUCACGGCUACUGGCUUACAAAGACUAGAGAAGGACAACCAACUCUGGCUGGCUGCUAACGAAGGUAUACGCGAUGAUAUCCUGAUAUAUGCAAACGAUGUCUUGGAUCAGAUCAAAUCCGCAACCGCAGAGACUCAGAGCAUCAUUCAAGACCGCAUUGUGGCUCUUAGUGUCGAGAAGUGUAAGCCGAGGAUACAGGUCUACAAAACAGCGGUGCAGGAACUUGCACUGAAAUGCAGAAUGGCUCUCCGAAGAGUCGAGAGAGACGACGCCGGUAUGUGUGGUAUUGCAUUCGGAUGGGCAGAUGCUUACUCAGGAAGUUAA
Messenger RNA from Alternaria infectoria, 1473 nucleotides. RefSeq lists its product as uncharacterized. Bases 1 to 1473 code for a protein of 490 amino acids. The record is from RefSeq and is a predicted model, not a curated record. Lineage: Eukaryota; Fungi; Ascomycota; Dothideomycetes; Pleosporales; Pleosporaceae. The transcript has 3 exons.